GAGACACAGAGAGAGGGCGGGAGAGGAAUGCUGUGAUGUCACUCUAGCAGGGCAUACAAAGCCAUGAGGAGAAACUACCCAAGCCAACUCAGUUCAGUCUAUAGCACACUAGCCUGUGUGAAGAGAGGAUAGUCAAGCCAACUCAGCCAACUCAGCUAACUAGAGCACAAACCUGUCUGACUCUCAGCACCUGGACGUUGGACACGGUCAGAGCAACCAAAGCAAUAAUCACCACGACAACGAGAACCGGACGGUCGAGAGAGAGAGAGAGAGAGAGAGUCUUUGUUUGUGAACUCGAGGAACUCACAGGAACUUCAUUCCUCAAAAUCUCAUCCAAUCGCUGCCAUUCACAUCAGCUUCAAGAGCCAAUCAAAACGGACAUCUAGCCACCGAGAGCCAAUCACAGAUCUUCAAUUCUUCAAGACGAUUUUCCACCAUCACCAGCUGCAUUGAUCUCGGCUGGAGAACUUCUCUGUCUUCCCCUGUCCAUCCCUCGUGCACGGCCGGCGGUGGUCCGUGUGUGUGUGUGUGUGUGUGUAGCGUGAGCGUGAGCGGUCAGCCCGGCGGUCAGGAUGCUGCAGCAGAUUCUGAAGGACAUGUACGUGGACCCGGACGUGCUGGAGGCCCUGGGGGAGGAGCAGAAGAAGAUCCUCUUCCUGAAGAUGCGCCAGGAGCAGGUGCGCCGCUGGACACAGAGAGAGGAGACCGAGGCCAAGGAGGACCUGAAGGAGAACAGGGCCAAGAAAGGAAACAGAAAGAGAGUGACCUGGCUUUUGGGCCGUGAUGGAGACGUCCUCGCGUGUGUGAUCGGGGACUCGGACGCGGAGACAUCACCCAAACAUCUCCUCUCACAGCUCCGGCAGAACGGAAGCAUUCGAAUGAAACAACACAACAGUGAACCACUCAAGAACAACCAAGUGGAUCAAAACGGCGUACAGCUGGUUCUCAAGACACCUGAGACGCUGUGUGAAGUGGGCGGCGUGGUGCCCGUCCCUGAGGGCCCACGGCGGGCGUGCGGAGCGCCAGGCCUCGCCAACUGCAUGCAGGACAGCAAGGACGACUCGGACGACUCGGGCACCGUGGAGGACGACCUGAAGGACCCCUCGGAGGAGGAGGAGAACUCGGGCAGCGCCUCGGACGACCUCAGCGACUCGGGCGUCUUUUUGAAAUCCCACUCCAGCAGAGACCCUGGCCUGUCAAUCAUCAGCCGCAAACCCCGCCCCCAGGAUGCUCAGCCAAUCGUGAAAGAGAGGCUGUCGGUCAAAGAGAAGUCUGCCCCUCAGGAGACUCAGGGAGGAGACAAAGAUGCCUCCAAGGACACGCCCCCUUCCUCACUCCAUGGCAACCGCGUGGCAGCGCUGAGACGGAACUUUGGUGUCGCCGGUAGCAACAGUGUGCCCACAGGUGCCAAACCUCCAGUGCCCACCAAACCAGCUCACCUGCAGCGCCAGUCAGUCAAGAUGCCACGAUGAGAUGACACACACACACACACACACACACACACACACACACACACACACACACACACACCACACACACACACACACUCACACACUCACACAAACACGUACACAAAUCUGUAAAUAAACACACCACAAAACACAAACAACAACAUGCACAGGCAUGCGUACACACAUGUAAAUAAACACAUGACAUACACACACACACAUAAAGGUGAAUAAAUGAACCAAACACACUUUCCCCUGAGACACCAUGGAACACACAGAGAAGGGCCUUCAGCACUCUCUAAUGGUGUCAUCAGGACAGGAGCAUAACAGGACUGUGCAUGUGUGUGUGUGUGUGUGUGUGUGUGACUGUGUGCAUGCUAGGAUGUUGUUCACACUGUAAAUAUGUUCAUUUGUAUAGUAACGCCAGUCCCACACUUGCCCCCGUGCAAACACACACAUCCAAUAAUCAUACAGAGCGUGUGCAAAGGGCACAGCAUGUCUGAUAUGUUCCGCUGUAUGAUUGACAGGUCAAACUGUGUGAUGAUUGACGGGUCAAGCUGUGUAUGGGGUGGUCAUUGCAUGUCCACUCUCACUAUUGUGCAUUAUAAGGAAACAUAAUGUGUGUGUUUGCACUAUGGGGUGCUGAGGUCAAAUGUUGUACAUGUGUGUGUUGACCAUGUGUGUGUUGAGCAUAUGUAUAAAGCCAAUAGAAAUGUGUCCACUCUGGCACUCCGUAGUUUGUCUUUUUCAAUGUGCCACCUCAACCAUGGCGGCAAACCCCUACUACAGCACUGGCAUCUGCCCCUCUGGGCGUCAGACUCCCUCUCCUCCGAAGGGCACUGAGGGAGACCAACGUUUGUAUAGUUUUAUACUGUAUCAUGUGUUCUUCUAAUGGGUUCUUGAGAUCAAUAAAAAACAUUGUACUUUUCAUCACA
Messenger RNA from Sardina pilchardus (European sardine), 2383 nucleotides. RefSeq lists its product as uncharacterized. The record is from RefSeq and is a predicted model, not a curated record. The transcript is spliced from 6 exons. Bases 573 to 1472 code for a protein of 299 amino acids. NCBI's taxonomy places the organism in Eukaryota, Metazoa, Chordata, Actinopteri, Clupeiformes, Clupeidae. Gene Ontology annotation, cellular component: cytoplasm.